AAGUCUUUGUUUGGGAGUUUGGGAAUUUACUCAUUUAGGAUCUUUUUCUUUUUGCAUUUUUUUUUUCUACAGGCUGACUAAACUUAUAACAUUAGUUAUAAACUGUAUUGAAGUUCAAAAUGAUUUAUUCAAAGGCACUGCGAAUUUUUAGUUUUUCACUGCUUGUAUCUACAUGCGUUGUCUCUGACGACGACGGUUCCAGUGAAGAUUUAGUUUUUUCAAGCUCUUUACUGGAAAGUAUGCCAAGUUUUCCAAUGGGUAUGUUUGAAGAUGAUGAAGAAAAUAGCCUCCCCAUAUCUGGAAAUGGAACAUUUGGUAUACCUAACUUAAACAAGCAUCAUCCUAAAUAUCAAUGCCAUUCCUGUGAACAGCCAGACUGUUCAGAAGAAACCAUUUGCAAUAAUGCCUACCAGUGUUGGAAAUCUCGUGUUCGAGAUAUUUCUGGGGUUGAAUCAGUUUCUAAGGGUUGUACUACAAAUGCAGAACAAGUUGUACUUUAUUGCAAUACUUUGUCAUUUGAUGGAAAUGGAGAAAUUCAACAGGAAAGCAGCUCUUAUGCCAUAGAAUGUUGUGAAGGAAAUUUUUGUAACAAUGGCACUUUUCCCAUGCUCCCUACCACUCAAUAUUCAGACAACUCAGAAGAUGAAGAAUACUAUGCAACUGUUUUACGCUUAAUGCUAGCUAUUCUGUGCCCUGUUGUGAUUUUGGGCAUCGUUCUGGCUGUAAUUCUAUUAAUGAUGCGGCAUUGGCACAGACGCCGAAUGGCUCGGCUCACCACUAUGGAAGGUUCGCAAGAUCCUGAUUACACUUACAGGGAUGAGUUACGAGUGACAGCUGCUGGAGACAGUACUUUAAGGGAAGUUUUCGAGCAUUCCGUUACAUCUGGAAGUGGCUCUGGAAUGCCUCUACUUAUUCAGAGAACUUUGGCCAAACAGAUUACUCUAGGCGAAUGUAUCGGAAAAGGACGUUAUGGAGAGGUUUGGAGAGGAUUGUGGCAUGGAGAAAGCGUUGCUGUUAAAAUUUUCUUUUCUAGAGAUGAAGCAUCAUGGACAAGAGAAACAGAGAUUUACAGUACAAUGUUGUUUCGCCAUGAGAAUAUUUUGGGAUACAUUGGAUCUGACAUGACGUCUCGUAAUUCUAUUACGCAAUUGUGGCUCGUUACCCAUUAUCAUCCCUUAGGUUCUCUCUAUGACCAUCUGAACCGCCAUUCGCUUAACCAUGUCCAACUGUUGCAUUUAUCUAUAUCGGCUAUCAGUGGCAUUCUCCAUCUUCACACUGAGAUUUUUGGAACCCAGGGUAAACCUGCAAUUGCUCAUCGAGACAUUAAAACGAAAAAUAUUCUGGUCAGAUCGAAUGGAAUGUGCGUUAUAGCGGAUUUUGGUUUGGCAGUUACUCACACUCAAACAACUGGUGAAAUGAAUGUUGCCAACAAUCCUCGUGUGGGCACUAAACGCUAUAUGAGCCCUGAAGUGUUGGAUCAAACAAUCAAUAUGAGUAUUUUUGAAUCUUUUCGACGGGUGGACAUGUAUGCUUUUGGUCUUGUUCUGUGGGAAAUGUGCCGACGUACCGUGUCGUCAGGAUUUGUUGAGGAAUACCGGCCUCCCUUUUUUGAUAUGGUGCCGUCAGAUCCGAGUUUUGAAGAUAUGCGUAAAGUGGUUUGCAUUGACCAGUAUCGACCAGUUAUUCCUAUGCAUUGGGAAUCAGAUCCAAUUCUGUCGGGCAUUUGGCACUUAAUGAAAGAAUGCUGGCACCAAAAUCCCAACGUCCGACUCCCCGCACUUCGAUUAAAGAAAUCUCUGUUGAAACUAGCUAUGCAGGAUCCAUCUCUGAAUUUUAGACUUGAUUUUUGACAAGCCAAAAGUGGUUGGAGUGGCAUGAAUUUCAAUGAAUCUCUCCAAGCAGUUAUCAAAAUCAUGUCUCAAAAAUAGGUAUCCAGUCUGUCUGUUAUUUUUGUUACGCUUUUCUGCUACUAUUGGCAGAUUCUUAAUAUAAAAACGUCGCAUCAAGAACCGGACGAGGGUCGUGACAGCCUGAUUUUGCAUACGGGCAAAAAAUGCAAGUGCCAUUAAAGGGUUGUAUUUGCCUUGCUCAUUGAAAGUAAUAUUUUGUGUGUUGUUGACUAUUGUGUGCCAUAAGUGACAUUGUUAGAGCGAGAAUUCAUCGACGUGUUUUACGCGCUAAACGAUUGAUUAUCCUUAUUGUAUCGAAAUCGAAUUCCUUAUUACUAAAAUUAUUGCUUACUGAAAGUUUUUCAUUUUUUUCCAUCGUACCUAUAACUAUGACCCGAAAAGAAAUUCUGUUGACAAUAGAAGGCAUGUAGGUAGGGUCAAUUAUGAAAUUUAUUGUAUCGUCCUUUCAUGAAAUUUUGUUUAGUUUACAUUUUUUGAUGAGUCUGACGUAAUCUCGUUGAAAAUAUAUCCGAUUUUUUAUGCAAAA
This is a messenger RNA of Daphnia pulicaria, 2436 nucleotides long. Its product is annotated as activin receptor type-1-like. Bases 120 to 1850 code for a protein of 576 amino acids. The record is from RefSeq and is a predicted model, not a curated record. Gene Ontology annotation, biological process: dorsal/ventral pattern formation; BMP signaling pathway; protein phosphorylation. Gene Ontology annotation, cellular component: plasma membrane; BMP receptor complex. Gene Ontology annotation, molecular function: transforming growth factor beta receptor activity, type I; ATP binding; SMAD binding. The transcript is spliced from 12 exons. NCBI's taxonomy places the organism in Eukaryota, Metazoa, Arthropoda, Branchiopoda, Diplostraca, Daphniidae.